Molecule: messenger RNA, 2521 nt
Organism: Guyanagaster necrorhizus
Lineage: Eukaryota; Fungi; Basidiomycota; Agaricomycetes; Agaricales; Physalacriaceae
Exons: 6
Coding region: 201-2312 (703 amino acids)
Source: RefSeq, a predicted model, not a curated record
GUUCGAGUCGCGUAGAUAAAGCGAAGCACGACGGUUGCGGAUCCGGGCGCAUCUAGACGCUGGAAAUUGAGCGGUGAUUGAUCAGGCAUCUUUGCCACAUAAAAUUAAGGAUCUCUCCCCGCAUUCAGGUCGGUUCGCCUUCCCCACAGCUGGCGGGAUACACUCUGCAGCGUUGCGGGAUCGGUCAGCAGUCAAGUCAAAUGGCGAUGACACUGACAAUGCACGAUCACCAAAUCGGGAAGGCGCCAGAAAGCAAUGACAAACACUUUCUUGCCGAGCAUGAAUUCAAUCAAUCUAUCCACAUUUGCUCGUUUUCGCGCCCAUACCGAACCCCGUCUUUUCCUUUCUACUGGCUCACUUCUGAUCUCGUUCGCCAACACUCAUCCCCGCGUUUCGAUACCCAGGAUCCGACAACGGCCCUUCGAGAUCCUGACAUGAGUUGCAAUGACAAAAUGCGCAGCCGACCUGACGCUCUCCACUCUCUGCCUGCGACGACGAUGGCCCCUGAAGAAACGCUUGAGUGGAAUUGGGACGUGGAGCAUUCAGACCGGCGACGAGAGAAACAGGCAGAUGCUGCUCUUCAUGGCGCAUUGCCAUUUCUCGUUGACAGAUCCGUUCUCAAAGACGUCGUCCGCGAAAAGUUUGCUACUAACCCCGCUCGAAUCAUGUUUCUGAGUGCAGGAACUUUCCACAAGGCUUAUCUCGUUACUCUCGUCGAUGGUAGACAAGUCGUCGCCAGGGUAGCUCGUAGAUUCAUGCCUCGACUGAAGACCGAGUCGGAAGUCGCGACAAUGCAAUACUUGCAGCAAAACACGAAUGUUCCGGUCCCGUUUGUUUACCACUAUGACUCUAAUCCGUAUAACCGGCUCGGUGGAGAGUACAUUCUGAUGUCAAAGGCACCGGGAAGGCCCCUUGCCGAAGUUUACCAUUCACUGGGCUAUAAUGAUCUCGUCAAUCUUCUUAGAAACAUCGCUAAGAUGGUCAUACCACUCUUCGCUCACCGCUUUCCCCAAUUAGGAUCGCUCUAUUUCGGUCCGAGUCCUCCUUCAACUCCUGCCCUUUCGAAUGCGGCGACACCCAAGGCGGUACAAACCUAUUACUCCGCCUUUCCGUUCUCAUCAACACUAGCGAUGUCCACUAUCGCGUCCCCCACUACCGCCACCCCCAAUUUCCAUGCCAAGAAAGAGUACCACGUCGGUCCCAUCAUUUCAUGGCCAUUCUUCGGAUCCCACCGAGGCGACUUGGCCCAUCCUGACGAAAUUAAUCGCGGUCCUUGGACGACAUCCGAAUCCUAUUUUCAGUCUUGCACAGAUAGGGAAGUGAAUGGCGUCAUACGCGAAAACGAAGGCAAAUCCGCACCCCACAGACUCCAUCUUGACCCCGAUGAAAUCAUAUCGUCGCGCCACCAUCAACUACAGGCCCUUCCAGGAGACCAGAGUGACGACAGUGACGAGUGGGAUUUGGAGGAGAGUGAGGCAGAGUGGGACGGCCCUGGUGAUGCAAUGUAUCGCGAUUAUCGGAGGAUGCAGAGAAGUACAUUCUUGAUCGCCCAUCUUGAACAACGGAUCGAGCGUGUUCAGGCAGAGACCAACAGGUGGCUGAAGCUGAUGGAGAAGUUGGCCAACAAAGUAAAGAAGGAAGGGCCUUCUCCGGAAGCGGAGAUGUUUGGACUUGACUGUCACGACCUAAGUCUGGAAAACGUGUUUGUGGAUAUUGAAGACCCAACAAAGAUAACAUGUAUAAUUGAUUGGGAGUCAACUACCACUCGACCGCUCUGGGCUUGCGCACAUCUUCCGGCUUUCCUUCAGGCCAGUCCUUUCACCGCCAAGCUUUUUCGCGAGAUUGUUGUGGAGAUGGCCUCCAAGAACAGGGACCAAAACGCGUGUCUCGCAAACGACUGGCUAUACUACGAAGCCGCUGGCACGCGCUUGCGCAUGGCUCACCGUUUCACUGAAUGGGACGGCUGGGAAGAGGGCUUAGUGGACAGCAUUUUAGGUCCUGAAGAAUCCGAGGAAGAUUGGUUAAAUGACCCUGCAGUUACUCCCGAGCCUGAGUCCAAUAGUGCCGGCGCUGCAGGGAGGAGAAAACCUUCGCUGAAGUUACCGCUGCCUUUAGAGAAGGAGUUGGAGAAAGAACAGAUGCUUAAUAAAACGGGAGACAUAUGCGGCGGCCGAGGUGGCGAGCUAGGAAGGAGACUCGAGGCGUGGCUUACAGUGACCCAGCAGUCACAAACAGGCAGGUUUUUGUGGGAGCAUUCGGAAGACGAUCAUCAUGAUGAGUUACCAGUGAAAAUGGACGGGCUAGUAAUUUGAUUGGGACUCUGUAGCGACUAAUGGUAGGGAUUGGAUCCAUUCACCUUCAUCUAUUGCAAGCUUUCUAUAAUGAAUGUAGCAUCUAUUUCCAAGAGUCCUGUACAUCUACAGAGAUAUAAUUACAGACUGCAUCAAUUGUAAUGUGUCAUGAAGAAUCCUUUUGGGAUCAUAAGCUUGAGACCAGGUUACACAUGUAUAAUCCUACCCAG